AUGUUGCACCCAGCCCAGCCACCCAGUCCACAGUCACCCCAGUCCAGUCACCCAGUCCAGCCAGCCAGUCCACAGCACCAGCCCACGUCAACCCACCAGCACCCAGUCCAAGUCACCCAGUCCAGUCAACCCAGUCACAGUACCCCAGUCCAGUCACCCAAUCCAGUCACCCAGUCCACAGUCCCAGUCCAGCCACCCAGCCAGUCACCAGUCCAAGUCACCCAGUCCAGAGUCACCAGUCCACAGGCACCAGUCCACCCAAUCCAGCACCCAGUCCACAGUCCACCCAGUCCCAGUCACAUCAACCAUCCCCAGUCCACCCAGUCCAGUCACCCAGUCCACAGUCACCCAGUCCAGUCACCCAAUCCACAGUCACCCAGUCCAGCCACCAGUCCACAUCACCCAGUCCAGUCACCCAAUCCCACAGUCACCCACAUCAGUCACCCAGUCCAACCACCAAGUCCACAGUCAGUCACCCAAAUCCCAGUCACCAGUCCAGUCACCCCAUCACCCAGUCCAGUCACACCAGUUCACAGUCACCCAGUUCACAGUCACCCAAUCCAGUCACCAGUCCAGCCACCCGCAGUCCCAGCCCCAGUACCAUCACCCAGUCACAACAGUCACCCAGUCCAACCCAGUCCAGUCAACCCAGUUUCACAGUCACCCAGUUCACAGUCACCCAAUCCACCACAGUCACCCAGUCCAGCAUCCAGUCCCAGUCACCCAGUCCAACAGUCACCCAGUCCAGUCACCCAAUCCAGUCACCCAGUCCACAGUCACGCCAGUUCCAGCCACCCAGUCACUGUCAACCCAGUCCCACCCACCCAGUCCACAGUCACCCAGUCCACAGUCACCCAGUCCAGCCACCCAGUCCACAGUCACCCUCCACAGUCACCCAGUCCACAGUCACCAUCCAGCCCACCCGUCAGUCCCAGUCCAGUCACCCAAUCCACAGUCACCCAGUCCAGUCACCCAUCAGUCACACACCCAAUCCACAGUCACCUCCAGUCCAGUCACCCACCACAGUACCCAGUCCAGUCACCCAAGUCCACAGUCACCCAGUCAACGAACCAUACUUUGUUGCCAACAGACCCCGAGUCGUUAAUGGCAGUGUUGCCAGAGACCCCUCCCUCACCGGUGUCUGCACGCGCCGCCCUCUACGUCAGAAUUGCACCAGUGACUUGGCAACAUGAUAAGGCAAUGCAGCUUGGUCAAUACCGCGAAAUGUCGCUCUGUCUUUUGUCCCUCUCGCCUCUUCUCGUCUCUCUGUCUUAUAUCCUCCAUCGAACGCCGCCUACGGCGCACUGUCGCUCUCCUCUCCAGCUGUGUGGAUGUGAUUUCGGUAUCUGGUCUGCGUAUGAUGCUGUACCGUACGCAUGUACUGAUUUAGAGUUUGCGUUUCCCACUCUACGUCAAAAUUUCGGGUUAUCGACGCCAUCGUCUCAAGAAAACGGAUCCUCCGUCCGCUCAGCUCCGACGGGACCCCUGGGCUAUGACGUCAUCAGUAGAUCCUGGCUUAUGACGUCAUCAGUAGCUCCUGGCUUAUGGCGUCAUCAGUAG
Penaeus vannamei (Pacific white shrimp) is the source of this 1560-nucleotide messenger RNA. The record is from RefSeq and is a predicted model, not a curated record. Lineage: Eukaryota; Metazoa; Arthropoda; Malacostraca; Decapoda; Penaeidae.